AUGACGUCCAAUAAUGCCACGCCAGUUCUGGCGACUCACAUUGAUCGAUCAGCUACCCAAAACAAAGCCGGCUCUGGAUCCUACACCUACUACCACGCUGGACCUCUUUUCACAAUCGGUGACCUGCACACGAACGUGCUCCUCUCCCGUGCCAUCUCACGACUGUCCAAUGGCAAGUUCAGACCACUUUUACCUCAGGACUUGGAGCAGCGAGGCCAUGUCACACCACAGAACAUCCGCGACAAGGACAUUCGAGCUCUUCUCAAUUGCGACCUAGCGCUCUUCACAUACGAUGGCGCCGAGCUGGAUUCCGGCACUGUGGUAGAGUUCAUGAUCGCUAAGAUGGCCGACAUUCCCUGCGUCAUCCUUCGAAGCGAUUUCAGACAUGGAGGCGACCAAGCGAGCAAAGAUUCGGCGGGUCAGCCAUGGAACUUGAUGAGUAGCUUCUGGCCCAGGACUAAUGCGGUUGUUGUUGAUGCUAUGUUGGACUACAAGCAAGCUUUAGCUGUUGCAAUCAAGGGUGGUACCGACGGUGCGGCUGAGCUGAGCCACUUUGCGGGCGAGAGCUUGAUUGGAAGGACUGCAAAGAGAUGCGUCGACGCCUUGGAUGAGGUGCUGAAGCUUCCGUCGAGAAUGCCCAAAGAGCUCCGUGAGAGUGUUUAUCGAUGGCUGGCGCUGAUGCCGGGAUAUGCGGAAGGGGACGAUGCUCAAGAUGUCAGUGAGGCAAUCUCAUUGCUGGCUAAGAAAGAGGCAAAGGGCCUGCUUCAAUGA
Molecule: messenger RNA, 771 nt
Organism: Fulvia fulva
Lineage: Eukaryota; Fungi; Ascomycota; Dothideomycetes; Mycosphaerellales; Mycosphaerellaceae
Exons: 1
Coding region: 1-771 (256 amino acids)
Source: RefSeq, a predicted model, not a curated record